Messenger RNA from Arachis duranensis, 1437 nucleotides. RefSeq lists its product as uncharacterized. The transcript is spliced from 3 exons. Lineage: Eukaryota; Viridiplantae; Streptophyta; Magnoliopsida; Fabales; Fabaceae. The coding region runs from base 1 to 1437 and encodes 478 amino acids. The record is from RefSeq and is a predicted model, not a curated record.
AUGAAUUGCUUAAUUUGGAAUGUCAGGGAAGCAGCAAGUAAUGCUUUUAGGAGAACUUUCAAGGACAUGUAUAGGCAUCAUAGGCCAGACUUAGUUGUUCUGCUUGAGACUAAGUGCAGUGGAAAUACUGUUACUACAGUUAUACAACAACUUGACUUAAAGUAUCACAUCGUAGAAGAAGCACAAGAAUUUGCAGGAGGCAUAUGGGUCUGCUGGAAUAGGGAUGACCUUUAUAUCAAUGCUAUAGAGAACCAUAACCAAUAUAUACAUGUCAAAGUUCAAGAGCCCAAUGUCAGAAAAUGUUGUGGACUUAUUGAUCUAGGUUUCAUGGGAUCUAGAUACACUUGGCGAGGACCCAAGUGGGAGGGGCUGGAUAGAGUUUUCAAGAAGCUCGACAGAGCUCUAUCUAACUCAUCCUGGAGAACUAGAUUUGAUGAAGCCAAAGUUGAGAUCCUCGCUAGAACUAAUUUGGAUCACCACCCUCUUCUUAUUAAGAUGGCCAACGACCCCAAUAGUAGGAGAGAUAGACCGUUCAGAUUUGAGGCUAUAAUAAAGAGAAGAAUCUUAAACCGGAUUGCGGGAAUUCAAAGAAGUGCGAAUUAUGGAAGGAAUCCUUAUCUUGAUGAUCUUGAACAGAAACUCAAUAAGGAUUUGAACGAGAUUUUAGACAAAGCGAAAACUUUUUGGCUCCAAAAAUCUAGAGAAAAAUGGAUUGUGGAGGGAGAUAAGAAUACUAAGUUCUACCAUACUAAAACCAUUAUUAGAAGGGGAAAGAACAAAAUCCUAAAGCUUAAAGACAGCAACGGAAGAUGGAUCAAAGAAGAGGAAGACCUAAGAAAUCAUGUCAUUAAUCAUUUCAAAGAUUUCUACCAAGAAGAGGUAAUGAUUGUUCCCUUUAAUCUAUUACAACUUUCUCUCCCUAACUUUAGUCUUUUUGAAUGCAGGAAUCUGAGCAGAAUUCCAGAUGAGGCGGAGAUCAGAAAAGCGCUUUUCAGCAUAGGAUCGCUAAAAGCCCCAGGAAGUGAUGGUUUUCCAGCGUUGUUAUACAAGAAUAAUUGGGACUUAAUGAAGGGAAAGGUUUGCGACUUUAUCACUAUGUGUUGGAAGGAGCCAGAUCUCAUCAAACAUGCCAGCAUAACCCUGAUUGCACUCAUUCCAAAGUUGAACAGUCCUGAUACUAUUAACCAUUUCAGACCUAUUGCCCUAUGUAAUGUGAGCUACAAGAUCAUAACGAAUAGAAUCAAGCCCCUCUUAAAUGACCGGAUUUCAGUCCAUCAAUCAAGCUUCAUCCUAGGAAGGAAGAUACAAGACAACAUCCUUAUAGCUAAGGAAAUUAUGCAUUCUACGAGAAGGAUGAAAGGAAAAAAGCAAUUCAUGGCCAUCAAAGUUGACUUUGAGAAGGCUUAUGACAGGCUUAAUUGGAAUUUCAUCAAGUAA